This is a messenger RNA of Spirometra erinaceieuropaei, 4135 nucleotides long. The record is from the annotation of a GenBank genome assembly. Lineage: Eukaryota; Metazoa; Platyhelminthes; Cestoda; Diphyllobothriidea; Diphyllobothriidae.
GAUAUGACAGUAUAUUAUUUGCUGAAGAUCCGUAAUCGCCAUGCUGCGGAACUUUCAAUCAAAUUAGCAGUUUUAAAUAUGGAUUUUAGUUUGUUUACCCAUGAUAUCCUUCAUUUGUUAAUGCUGCCGCUGUUGUCACAGCAGACCCCGCAGCCUGUCCUUUGACAAUGGCCCUGACUUAAGACUGUGCCGCUAGCGUCCACCCGUAGGACCCUACGCGGUCAGCGGGUAGACAAACGCAGUGUCUUUUAUCUCUCGGCCCUCCUCCCGACAGCAAACUUUUAUGAUACAGUUUUCCUCGAAAAACCUGGCUGGAACCCAGGUUUUUGAUCGUCUAGACUGGUUCUUACGUGUUGUCCAGCUGGGGAUGACUCACCAUUCCACUUCCAGUCUUUCUUGAUUUAGCAUUUCUUAUUCGCCACUUGUAACCUCCUGAGACACCUAGAGCAUGCGCAACAGACUGAAUUUGACCAAGCACAUUCUCCGCUGCAGCCAUUUCAAAUUCGUUCAGAUAGUCCAGCACAUCUAGUAUAAAAAAUGUUUGUCAUUCUAAGGAGAAAAGGUUUGAAGUUUAGUUUACAGAUAAGGUCCAGUCAGCGAUAUUCUCUGAAAGAGCCAGGCCAACAAAAACGGCCUACAAUAAAGCUUUCUGGUUCAUAUGCUUGGACUUCGUCCUCCGUCCUUUGAGCUUGUCCAAACUGCGAUAAACGGAGCCAUGGCCCAGUCCGAUGGGUCGUUCGUCGCUUGUUUUUAGCCCAACUGGUAAAUAAUACCUAAACGUAGCCUAAACCAUUCUGUAGGAGCCAUUGUAUGAGUAGGGUAGUUGCCACUAAUUGUGUUUGAAGGACCGGAGUUGAUUAGAGCACCUUUUGGAACCCCAUCCCUAUUAAUGAGGGAGACUGAGCCAACGACUGGGAUGUCAGCAGGUAUCCCAGUCAAUCCCAGUCUUCUGGAAGCAAAUGAAAGUAUUUUCCCUGCAAAACUGUUUCUACGGGAUGACGUAAGAAAGAGACAUACCUGCGCCGAGUGUGUCACAAAGAUGUGCAAUUUUGUUAAUCAUUUACGCAAAAAAUAAAAGACGAAUGACUCCGCAGACGGAGUCCUGGCUUCGUCCAUCCUAGUUUGGUUAAAUCCAUAGGACGGGAACAUGGGUUAUCAAGGUUGACUCAAAAUCCGCAAGGAACACUUUCACGUCAUUCAGGCGCUCCCAUUGGCUCGAUGAUUUGCUUGUAAACUGUCAAGGUAUUAAAGCUCUUUGAUGUGUCUGUAUCGCCUUAGGCAACAGAUUUAUUCGGAUUAUGAUUAGAUACAGCUGGAUUCCCCUUUUCUGACUUUAACUUUUUGAGUAAAUCUUCGUUAUUACAGGAGCGCAAGAUUGAUAUAACCCACUGUCUAAAUUCUUGUAUGUUUAGAAUAGACAUUUUUAUGUAUAAGUAUUGAUUUUCGCCCUUCAAUUAAUCGUAAACAGUUGUCCAACCAAAAAUUACUUGUCUGUUGGCGACUACAUCGUGCAAGUCACUGUGGACAUAGUCGGAAACGACAUUCGAACGCCCACGUCGGGAACAGUGUUCAGCAAACGUGACAGUCCCAAUGCAGUACCUGCUGUUGUGGAGGCUUUUCCAUUUACAAGCUUCACAGCUGUUUGAGAAGCUAUCUUGAUAUACUUCGAUGGAAAAACCUCCAUAGUUAACGAUUCAACUAAAUUUGUCCCUUUCGCUUUCCAUGAGAAUGGUCUGCUUAACGCGUAACAGUUUGAAAGCCCUUAAGAACGCACAUAACCUCAUUUUACUUGUGCCAGAUGUCAAUUGAAAAACGCGUCCUUAGUCAUGGGCAGCGGGGCCUGUCUACCUCUAACGUCACAAGCUCUCGAGACUGACGGCUACAAUCCUGAACAAAACAAUUAACUAUGAAAGAAGUCUAGCCCUUUUUCCCUCUCUUUAUGUCACGAUCAGAAUAGAGUUGGUUGACGAAAACAAAUUUAUAUCAUUUUACUUCGCAUUUCAGACGAGAAAUUAGGACAAAUGAUUUCGACCGAUCUGGGAAUGAAAGGAGGGGGGGGGGGCUUCAAGUAACAACUGCGAAUCCUUGCUGAAAAGUCCUGGGCGUAGUUCUUUUUUCAGCAAACACGCAACAACUGGCGGGAGGGGUGGCUGCUUCGGGUUUGCAUCCACGGGAAUUAUAGUAGGCAAUCUAAAAGAGGGGGCUUAGUGCUGCUUGGCAGUACCACACUGAACGCAGGGCGGAGCAGAGUUCGACUGGGACUAAACAUUUCAAAGUCAUUAAUCCUUUGAGGGAAAAAUGAGGAGUUGAAAUUCUGCAUCUCAUUUCCUUACCCUAAAAAUUUUAAACUCAAUAAAACGGAGCUGCCGUAUGGUCUAUCCUUUAACUCGGUGAUAUUUCACUCAUCUGGGAUUCUUGAUAUUAAAAUCUGCCUAUAAAUACUCAUUUUUAGUCGAGCUCAACGUCGACACACGUUCAAUUUGCCGUACCGUGUUUAUUCCUAUGGCUUUAUGCUUUGCCACUGUUCUACGAUGCUGUUAUUUUGGUAGUUCGGAAAGGAGCUUAGGUUCGAGCUGUUACUAUGCGAAGAGCGUUUUCCAAGUGUCAUCAUGUAUUCGCAUUUUCACGCAAAAAGACAACAUCAAGCAGAUAACCUCAGAAUCGAAUGGCAGAUUUAACGAACAGUCGACAGUCUGCCAGACCUCGAAGUGAACAAGCCAGCAACAACAGAGCUAGACAACAAAGACAACUGAGUCCAACGUAGGUCUUAGUCUCUCUACGUCUCCGGUUGUCAACCCCGCACCGCUGUUGUCUUAAAAGCUUUGAGGCCUAGAAGAUGGUUCCCAUGUAAUUCGCACCAUACAGAUCGUCAUGGGCUUUUUCUCAUGCAAAUAAAUUAGCAGCAUACCACGAAGAAGACUGGCUGCCAGUGGAGCGCUAAUUAGUUUCAUGCAACUUCACUCUUAAUAUUCGGCCUGAUUCCGUGUGCUCCCUUCAUCAUAGGUAACAGCACUUUCUGGCCUAGUAGCUACCGUUGGUCAGCAGUACUCCAACCCCAGGGAGUAAUGGGUUAAUAACGAAGUAAUUAGAAUGGAAUAAGAAGUAAAACGGAACGCUCUCCGCCUCCGUCCGCUUUCCAAACUAGAGCCACUCCCUUGGGACACUCUUCAUUUUAACUCAUUUGCUGCUGCAUACCGACAAGUUCUGUAAACGCGGUCUAGCCUUAUCUCGGUUCUCGAUAAACAACCCGCCAGAAUAAUUUCUUGCCUAUUUGGUCGCUUUAGACAGCCAUACCCCAAACCAACUUUUGGAGGACUUCGUAAAAAAGUUUAGCUCAGAAGCUGUGGGAUUAAAUUAAUUUAAGUACCCCAACGCAAAAUCUGUAACUCGUAAUAUCCCGACUGCGAUCAGAGUUGCUUCGUCCGACUCGAUUGUUCGGCCAGACAUACAGUACGUGACCUAACGGAUGAAAGGUGUCGAAGUUAACGAACGAUUACUUAUCACUCGCAAACCGACAUUAAUGCAUGGACCCUUUAUGUAUAUUAAUAAGGAACAACUUCCGAUCACGCAGUCGAAUGUGCACAGUAGACAUCAUUGUUACCGCGGAAAGUCAAGACCAUGCCGUAAUGCAGACGCAUUUCAUUUUACCUUAUUUUCGAGUCUGCCAACAGCUAGUCAGAACAAAAGUUUUGAAAUAAGUGCCACCCUUAUCGGGUUUCGCCGAGAAGGCCACUUUGUUGCAAACGCGCAAGUUUAGUAUAAAAAUUGUUUCCCUACAUAAAAAGAAAUAACUCUACGUAUGACAAUCAAGUUCACAUAAUUGUUAAAUGCAAGAAACAAGGAUGAUGAUGAUGACGGUGGUGAUGAUGAUGAUGAUGGUGGUGGUGGUGGUGGUGGUGGUGGUGGUGGUGGUGGUGAUGAUGAUGAUGAUGAUGAUGAUGAUGAUGAUGAUGAUGAUGAUGAUGAUGAUGAUGAUGAUGAUGAUGAUGAUGAUGAUGAUGACUGGAAUGGUUUCGUCCCGAUUUAUUUUCUGUCCUCAUUCAGUAAUGCCGAAAACCCAUUAGAGAAUUCUGGGAUGUGGACGCAGGGCAGUGGGUUGAUCAACCUUUUUGGGAUCGAUCGCAUUCUGACUUGA